UAUUGGAUUACUAUUGCGAGAGGAUUGGAGAGUUGAUAAUACGCAACAAGCUACGGUCGAAUUUAGAUGCUGACUUUGUUUCAGGAAUAAUAAGAGUUCAAAAUAAACAAAUUGACACAACAGGACACCACAGAAACCAAGCUUGGGCUACCUGUGAUCUUAGUAGAGAAGGCAAGUGAUCAUUGAAGAUGUCUUCUGUUGAUGGAUAUUCUCUGCUGAAAAACAUCAGCCCUAGUACCACUGAAGAGGAAAUUCAUGGCUUAUAUGACAAAUGGGCAGCCAACUAUGAUGAGGACAUAGUAGCCCAUGGUUAUGUGGCCCAUAAACCAUGUUCARAAUUCUUCGAAGCUGAAAUGGAGCGCCUCUUCCAGGAAAGAAGGUUCAAUAAAAAAAUCCUGGAUGCUGGGGCGGGGACAGGUCUUGUAGGACAGCACCUAAAGGAUCUAGGGUACACUGAUGUUGAUGGACUGGACAUAUCUCAAGAAAUGCUGAACAUUGCAUUUGAUAAAGGGAUUUACAAGAAUCUGAUCUGUKCACCAAUCAGUGAGAAGAAGAUAGAUCAGAUCCAGACAGGUCAAUAUGAUGCACUCAUUUCGUCUGGUACAAUCACUAUUGCACAUGUCAAACCUCCUGCACUAGAUGAGAUUGUGCGACUUGUUAAACCAGGUGGUAUCAUUUGCUUCACUCUUCGCCAAGAUGCUUAUGAUACUGAGAGCAUGGGCUACAAGAAAAAGAUUGACGAACUAGCCUCAGCAAAGAAAUGGGAAAUGAUCAAAAGUAAAAUAAUUGUUUACCAUGACAAACCUGAUGUGAGAUUAGAUAAUUGUUAUUUGUUUACCUACAAAGUUUUGUGACAAUUCAUGAUAACAGAAAUGCUACCUCUACCUUGAUAUGUACAGGCAUGACAAGUUUAAAAUAAUAAAAACUUUAUUAGCUUCAAA
Molecule: messenger RNA, 941 nt
Organism: Actinia tenebrosa (Australian red waratah sea anemone)
Lineage: Eukaryota; Metazoa; Cnidaria; Anthozoa; Actiniaria; Actiniidae
Product: methyltransferase-like protein 27
Molecular function (GO): S-adenosylmethionine-dependent methyltransferase activity
Source: RefSeq, a predicted model, not a curated record